This is a messenger RNA of Cordyceps fumosorosea ARSEF 2679, 2943 nucleotides long. Its product is annotated as Leucine Rich Repeat domain protein. The transcript is spliced from 2 exons. Gene Ontology annotation, molecular function: protein binding; phospholipid binding. The coding region runs from base 1 to 2943 and encodes 980 amino acids. Lineage: Eukaryota; Fungi; Ascomycota; Sordariomycetes; Hypocreales; Cordycipitaceae. Gene Ontology annotation, cellular component: fungal-type vacuole membrane. Gene Ontology annotation, biological process: vacuole fusion, non-autophagic. The record is from RefSeq and is a predicted model, not a curated record.
AUGGCAGAGGAACCAUCGCUCCCGGCGCUCCCGGCCGUUUCCUGGAAUGGGCAGUCCGAAACCUUCACCAAGGGCUCCCGGAAGCGCUUGAGGCCAGUGCAUCCGAACACGGGCACCACAGCGCCAGGUCUAUACAACUCGAGUGACCCCGCGGUGUUCUCCAGCGACGACGAUCCUGGCCUAGACAACUACGUUGGCGGUCGCCGCAAGCGAAAAUACGUUGGAUCUUGGUAUCAGCAGUUCCCGACAUCUUCGGACUCAACUUUCAGCGAGGUCCAGCAGGUUCUACCGCGGCCCAAGCGAGCUUUGAGGCGACAACUGGACAGUGGUGUGUUUCUGGGGAGCGAUGGCGCAACGGAUAAUGAGAGUGUACCCGGCGUGAUUGACCUACCCAUCCAUUCCAAGUUCCCGCGCAUCGAGCGUCCGCCAGUUCCUACAUUUUCGGAGCCUGAGCUCGUGGCUCAGGAGAAGAUUCGCGAAUGCCUGGAGCAGGGAAACGAAUCCAUUGACUUUUGGUCCAUGGGCCUGGACGAUAUCUCCAACGAGACUCUAAUGCCGUUGGCGCAGCUCUCGUGCAUUCCGCAAGUCGCUCGCGACGUCGCAUUUGAGCAAAAAGACCCAGAACUCAAGAUCUACCUCGCACGGAACAGGCUGCGCCGUUUGCCGGGAAGCCUCUUUGAUCUAGCAUUCCUCACAGUGCUAAGCCUUCGCGACAACAAGCUUUCGGAUAUUCCAGCAUCCAUCGCAAAGCUGACCAAUCUGAGAGAGCUCAACCUUGCGCAGAAUAAGCUACGCACACUGCCGCUGCAACUUUUGGACCUCAUCGGCCCCACUGGGCGCUUGAAGAAGUUGAUGCUGUUUCCAAACCCAUUUGCGCAACCAGACAGAGCAAUUGGUGAUGUUUCAGGCGAUGGUGAAAUGGAUGCUCACGAUUAUGUCGUGACCAUGCCCAUUGGUUCAAUGCGACCUUCAGUUCUGGCGAGAUUCCUGGGUCAGACUCCACUGCAGCUCACGACCUCGAAGGGUCGACAAACAUCGAAGUUCAAGCUGUCAUUUGACGCUGGGAAGCUCCCUGUUGAGUUCGCCAGACAGGAGCUGGAAGCUAGCGGCGAGGAAGUGAUACUUGAAGGCAGCGACGACGCGGUUGCCGAGAAGCAGAGCCGUGUACCCAGCCUAGUCGAAGCGGCUCUUCGGUCCUGCUACCGCAUCCCAAAGCCAGAGAGCCUGGCACAGUACAUUCCCGAUGAGAUGUAUCAACUGCGCGAUUUGGUGACACUGGCAGGAGAACAGAAGCACUCGGGUGGCCUUGUGUGCAGCACUUGCCGAAAGCACAUGGUGAUGCCGGCCGUCGAGUGGGUUGAAUGGCGCGACCUGCGUACUUGCUAUUGGCUGCAGGCAGGCGGUGGCCGUGACGUCGAGCCAGGCCACAUCGCGGCGAGAUUGAUCCCUCUGAGCAGGGCGGACGGGGAGAUUGCCGUGCCGUUCUUGCAUCAGUCGCGGCCGGUGUCGCCGUCGCCGUCGCAGCUCCCACCAGUGCCCUCAUCGCCAGUCUACUCGAUAGCGUCCACAGCCAACCCCAUAUCGCAGUACGGCCUGCCGCUGCCACCUCCGCCACGGCCCGCGCACGCGGUGCUGACCAAGGCAGACCUAGAGCGCUCGCAGGCGGCCUACGCGGACCUCGUCGCAUCGGCCAAGGCGUACCGGCAGGCACUAGCGACGCUCUCGACGGCGGCGUCUGCCUUUGGCACGGCGCUUGAGUCGUGCGCGCGCCUCAAAGAGGCCCGUGCCGAGCCCAUCGGUGGUAGCCGUGCCGGGGGGAGAACCGCAGCCGGGGCCGGGGCCGGCGGCGUCGCCAGCAUGACGGCCAGCUUCGUCGCGACGCGCGGCACCUGCACCGCCGACACGCUCAUGGCCGCCUCGGGCCUGCAGCACCUCGUCGCCAACCACCAGCAGAUCCUCUCCGAGACGGUGUACCGCUCCUUCGAGGUGCCGCUGCUGCACGACCUCGACCGGUGGCGCUCCGUCAUCGACGACGAGGAGGCCACCUACCAGCAGCAGAUCACGGCGCAGGCGCGCGAGGUGCGCCGCCUCGAGAAGGACGGCCUGCGGCUGCACCGCCAGCGCCGCCGCGACGUCGCCCGCUUCCGCGCCCACCUCGUCGAGCUCACCGGCAAGCUCGACGGCAUGUCCACGCUGCAUGCCGACCACGCCCGCACCAUGCUGCGCGAGAGCCAGGAGACGAGCGCCCGCAUCGUCGACGCCAGCUGCAGCCUUGUCCGCGCAGAGGUGGACAUUUUCGAAAGCCUCGCCAAGAAGGGCUGGACCGGUGGUGGGCUGGAGGACCUGCUGGAGAAGGGCCAGGACCUGUUCGCGGCGGACGCGCACGCGGGCUACGCAGGCGGUGGUGGCGGUGGCAGCGGAAGUGACGGCGUCAAGCUCUUCUCCAUCCUUCCGCCAAAGAGCAUCUUGGCGGACGCGGCCGGAUCAGACUCGGGUUCGCGCGCGGGCGGCCACGCUAGGAGCGACAGCCUCCUCACCGACCCGGACCGGUACCAGUCUCUGACGGCGCUGGCCUCGGAUGCGCGCCCAGCCGCUGCUGCCGAGGCCGAAGCGCCGGCCGACUUCAACAAGCCGCGCAACGCGCGCCCGUUUUCGCCACAGCCCAUCCGUCGAGCCCCCAUGGAGAUUACGGAGGACUCACUGGGCGCGUUCACCAACAGUGAUACGCAGCAGCAGCAGGAAACCGGUGAGGACGGCAGCGUGCCUGGUGAGAAUGGUGGUGCAACGACCGCCGCCACACCCGUGGCUGACUCGUCUAAAGAUGAGGAACAGAGCGACAGCGACUCCCGUGGGAGGCGAUCGGGGUCGAGAACACCGGAGCCUCGAGACAAUGGAAACAUCCUGGCAUAUGAAAGCUCCCCUGGAAGUGGAUGGGGCUCUUGA